Messenger RNA from Fimicolochytrium jonesii, 1055 nucleotides. RefSeq lists its product as uncharacterized. Gene Ontology annotation, cellular component: ribonuclease P complex. Gene Ontology annotation, biological process: tRNA 5'-leader removal. Bases 39 to 689 code for a protein of 216 amino acids. The record is from RefSeq and is a predicted model, not a curated record. NCBI's taxonomy places the organism in Eukaryota, Fungi, Chytridiomycota, Chytridiomycetes, Spizellomycetales, Powellomycetaceae. The transcript has 3 exons.
CAAAACCUUCACCAACAGGCAGCAUCAUCAACCCCAAAAUGCCAGAACAACAGUCAUCGUCAACAUCCGCACCAGGGCCACCAUCAGCGGCACCCGCACCACCCGCAUCCGCUCUCCAACAAAAACAGCCGCCAAAACGCAAACUCUCCCAAGCCCUCAGCGCAUCCGCCCUCGCCGCACGGAGCAUCGCCAACAAACAAUCACAAGCCACCAAAAAGCGAAAGCAAACCGAUCCACCACCAUUAGCAGCAGCGACACCGAAUGAGAAAAAUGCGCAGGUCACUGUCCCAGCACCGGCGGCGGACACAGCACGCGCGGGAUUCAGGCCAUCGAAACUAACAAUCUCCCCAUCCCCAUUCGCAUACCUCCGUCUUCGCUUCACAUCAUCUGACCCAACAUACACAGUCACUCCCCUCCACUUCCGCAACGCGAUCAACCACGCGCUAAGGGAGGUGUUUCGGAUCGUUGGUGCGGCGCAUCAUGUUGAUUUGCUCAGAUACUCGGAAUCCAAAAGGGUCGGUAUCAUCCGGACUACAUACGAAUCGGUACCGACCGUCCGCGCGGCGUUAACGCUGUUGAGCGAGUACCAGGGGACCGAGUAUCGGGUGGACGUGCUGGAUUGUUCGCCGUGUCUGUUUAGUUUGGCGCAUAGUAGCCAGGGUGGGGGGAGGGUUGAUGCUGUGGGAUGAGUGAGGGGCAUGCCGGUGAUGAGUGGAAUCGUUCUCGAAAUCGGAUGUUUAUCGAAAAGAUUGUCGUCCGUCUGUGGGACCGAGACGCCGCAGAUGUGAGCUCGGCGAGGGCGUGGGGCCGCUGAUGAACUGAUGGGUGGGGGUAAACACUUCGCGAAAUAACAUUUCCCGAAACGGAUGUGGAACCGAGAUGCCGCGCUAGAGGCUGUCUCGGGGGGCGAGCCCGCUUGUGGUUAUGAACCGAAGGACAGCCCGCUUGUGGUUCGAACGCGAAAACGAAAGCCCAACCCGACACUCGGGGCCCAACGACGUCCUGAUUGGGUCGAAUAGAAGCCCAGAGAAAUAAUCCCCACAAGUUCUCAAAAC